Molecule: messenger RNA, 9885 nt
Organism: Polypterus senegalus (gray bichir)
Lineage: Eukaryota; Metazoa; Chordata; Cladistia; Polypteriformes; Polypteridae
Exons: 60
Coding region: 28-9870 (3280 amino acids)
Biological process (GO): binding of sperm to zona pellucida; prevention of polyspermy
Cellular component (GO): egg coat
Molecular function (GO): structural constituent of egg coat; acrosin binding
Source: RefSeq, a predicted model, not a curated record
CUAGUUAGUAAGGUGGUUUUUACUACAAUGGGAACGUAUUGGCAGGAGUCCUGUCCUGCCCUUAUUUUAGUUUGGUUGUUUUGUAGUGCUUUUGCAUUUGAAUUAGGACAUAGUUUUCUCUAUCCUGAAGAGGAUAGCUCUAAAGAUGAGAGAAACUUGGCUUUUGAAGGAAAUUCAAACCUUGGAGUUGAUGGGAGCACAUCUUUUGAAGGUGGUGUGUUUUCUGUAAACCAUCUCUAUAAAACUCAUCGAGGUUAUAGCAGUUCUGAUUUAUCAAUUCCAGCAGUGGCACCUAAAUACUACAAAGAGCUGACAUUUCAAGAAGAUGAUGCCAGUGAUUCUAGUCCCUUGAAGGCUGUGCCUGACUUUAUCAAUAUGGCUGCUCACCAGGCCUCCCCUGAUUUGGAAAAUGAGAAUUUGAGAGCCAGAAUUUCAAAUGGGCACCUUUGGAAUGAUGUCUUAACAGAUAUUUCCAAUGUUUUAUAUGAUGUUAACUGGAGAGCAGAUCUUCUAGAUGGAGAAAGUUCACCAUUUAACUUCUAUGGGGUGUUCAGUUUGUCAAAGUCUGAUAAAGUAUGGGGUGAUCAAAGUCCUGCCUUUGUUUUACCUCCAAAAAAUGAAUCCUCUUGUGGUAAAGAUGGAGCACAUCACCACCACUACCCACAUUCUGUUGGAUGCAAUAUGGCUAACAUGACAGUUGUAUUUAAAGGACAUCCAAAAGAGCUCUUUGUACAAGUUAACUCCUCUACACUUUUGGAUAUUUCUAAUCUUCUGCCUAAGUGCAAGUAUGAUAUAAAUGGAAAGCAUGGGUCUUUCCAUUUUACUACUCCAUAUAAUGGCUGUUAUGUCAAGAAACUGGGUGACUGCUUUGUCCUCAACCUUGUAUGGAAAAACAAGCCUGUGGUUCUUUCUUGUCCUGCUGAACCCACACCAAUCUUGCUUACAUUUUGCCAAAGGGACAAAAUGACAAUUGUCCUUCCUGAAGGUCCUCUAGACCUGCUGAAAGUCAAAGAUCGCUUUAAUAAAUGGAUAACUGCUUACAAGAUUGCACACAAGUGCAAAUACCUUGUAUGGAGGGAUUCUUUGGGUAGAAUUGUCUUCUCAGCUUCUUUUAAAGCCUGCCAUGUGAUGGAAAUGAAGGAUGAUUAUGUUCUAACAGUAAGCUAUAAAUCAGCUGGAGCAACUGGACAAGUGGUGAUGUCUUGCCCUGUUGAAACCCAUGUCCAGCAUCCUUACCACUAUCUGGAUUUCCCAAAUUUGUUGUGUGCAAAGAAUGGGAUUAUAAUUCACCUCCCAAAAUGGAACUUGCAGGCUAUUCAACUAAAAGAUGUAUUUGGAAAUGCAGUAAAUAUUGAGGAUGUUGCAGAAGAUUGUGACUUCAGGCUCAUUCGUGAUAUGGCUUCAGUCACGUUAAUAGCCUCCUUUGAAAGCUGCAAUGUAAAAUUACAGGGCAAGCAGCAUGUACUGACUGUUAAGUACAUAAUGUCUGGAAUGAACAAAUCUGUCAAUGUCCGAUGUGAACAAUCCAUGAAGCCAAGAAUUCACUGCAGGGUGUCAAACAUGACAAUAGAGCUACCACAUGGACCCCUGGAGAAAGUUUUCAUAAAAUCUCAACUUAAUAAGUUGAUUGCAGUCAAAGAUGCUCCCAAAUACUGCAGGUACCAUCUGGUCCGAGACCGUGGCAUGAACCUUCUGACUGCAUCUUACUUGUCCUGUGAUGUUAAGACUGUGAAUUACAACUAUGUCUUGCCAGUCUUCUAUACAUCAGCUUCUGGUAAGCAAGGUUCUGUAAACAUGGAAUGCCCAGCAACAACUGGAAAACCUAGGGUCAUCUGCAGAAGGUCCAGUAUGACUGUGUACUUGCCAAAGGUUCCAAUAGAACAAAUCCGACUCAGAAACCAUCAUGGAAAGACUGUCCCCAUCCAUGCUGCCAAGCACUGCCACUACAUUUUAAUGGAAGGAAACCGGCGCCUGAUUUUCACAACUUCCUACAAGGCCUGUGAUGUGCAAAUAAAGCACAGGCAUUACAUCUUGACUGUGGUGUAUACAAGUGACACAAAGGGCGAGGCAUCUGUUGAGAUGAAAUGUCCAGUUGAAGAAACAGAGACUAUUCCCAGCCAGUCAGUGACUUGUGGCAAAUCUGGAAUGACUAUGUUGCUUCCAAAGGGUUCCCCAGAGGAUGUGAAAAUCAUUGACUAUCUUGGUAACGAGGUUGCAGUGAGAAAUGUUUCAAAACCUUGCCAGUACAUGUUGGAAAAGCAUUGGAAUGGAAGUGUGUCUUUCACAGCCCAUUAUAGGAGCUGUGAUGUAAAAUUGCAGGGGGGCUAUUACAUGCUGACUGUACUCUACAAGCCGUUGAGUGGCCCAAAAUUGGUUGGACACAUGAGAUGUCCAGCAAGUGACCAAAGCAGCCAUACUCCUCAUGACUUUCCAGUUGUGAUAUGCGAGUCUACUAGUAUGAUGGUGGAACUGCCUGUAGCUUCAGAUGUCAAAGUUUUGGAUGCAGAUAAGGAACAUCACAUACUUGGUAUUGCCAAGGAGUGUGGCUAUAAGCUAAGAGAGAAAGAAAAUACUCUGCUCUUCACGACCACUUAUGAUGGCUGUCAUGUACGUAUUUUGGAUGGUCAUUAUUCUCUGACAGUGGUGUAUAGAUCCAUCGGUGAAGAGAAAUUCUGGCUGCAGAUGAAAUGCCCAGUUCAAGCAUAUCCAGGGCAGUCAACUCCACCUGCUAUUGUGCCAACAAAACCAAUUCCAUAUGUGACUUGCAAAAAUGCCAGUAUGACUGUGAUGUUACCAGACUCUAAUCUUGAUGGGAUUACAGUCAAAGAUGCUUUUGGCCAAGAAGUGCAAGUGGACAGUGUGCCAAGUUAUUGUGGCUACCAACUGGUUAGGAGUCAUGGAAAAAUAAACUUCACUAGUCUUUAUGGUGCUUGUGAUGUGUCCAUUGAGCAUGGCAAGUAUGUUUUGACAGUGGGCUAUAAACUAACUCAUGGGCCAAAGAAGUAUAUAACCUUAAGAUGUCCGGUCCUGGUAGUGCCCGCAGACAGCUCUUCAGUAAUUUGCAAAUAUGAUGGCAUGAAUGCAGUCCUACCUGAUGGCAAGCUAAAUAAGGUCAAAAUAAUAAAUAUGUUUAAUGAAGAAUUGAUUGUGAACCAGGCUCCUGUGGAGUGUGGCUAUAGCCUAGUAAAAGUACAUGGAAAAAUUACUUUGACUGUCCGGUACACGUCUUGUGAUGUUACUGUGAAGCAUAAUAUGUAUUGGCUCACUGUUCUGUACACGCCAGCUAAGGGUACAGAAUUGUCUCUGACCAUGAGCUGCCCUGUUGUGGCGCCAAGCGUUCCUACUACUACCACCGUCAUGACUCCCAGCAGUCAGCCCACUGUGAUCUGUGGAAGCUCCAGCAUGAGGGUGAUUCUGCCAAAUGGGUCUCCUGACUGGGUCCGCAUCAUAAAUAACUCUGGGUAUGAGGCACAGGUGGUGUCUCAACCAAGAAGCUGUGGCUAUUUACUGGAGGAAGGUCACAAUUAUCUUUCCUUUACAACUUCAUACCAAGCGUGUGAUGUAACAAUUUUGGGUAGUUUUUAUGUUCUCACUGUAAUCUAUGCACCAGAAGUUGGUCAACAACUGGUAGUGAAUAUGAAAUGCCCAAAUGCUUCUGGAGACUUUGGCUUUACCACCCUUCCUCCGCUAACUUCCCAGAAGCCCUCCACUCUUCCUCCGUCCCCUACGGUUUUCUGUCAAGCAGCCAGCAUGAUGCUGGUAUUGCCUGGUUUGCACUAUGAAAUUCAAAUACUUGACAAGGCCAGUGGGAGAGUUGCGGUGAAUCGUUCGUGUGGAUACACAGUGACCAAACAUGAUGGAAGUUUAAUUUUCUCAGCUCUUUAUGAUGCAUGUGAUGUCAACAUUCAGCAUCACCAUUAUGUACUGACGGUGCUAUACAAAUCUGCUCAUAAUCCAUGGAAAUCUGUAACCAUGAGAUGUCCAGUCAAGGUACCAACAACUGCUCCACCUACAAAGCCUACCAUCCAAAUCUCUGUGACUUGCAGGGCUAAAAGCAUGAUAGCAAUACUACCAGAUGGGCCUACAGAUCAAGUCAAAUUAGUUGACUUGCUUGGUGAAGCAGUACCUGUGAGCGCUGUUUCUCCAGAAUGUGGGUAUGUGCUGAGGAAAGUGAAAGGGAAGAUUAUUUUUACUGUUCCAUAUGACUCCUGUGAGGUUUCUGUUGAGGAGGGUGACUAUGUACUUGUGGUGGUUUACCAACCUUUUGGAGGCGUGCAGAUGUCCAUUACUCUUAGAUGUCCAGUUGGUGAUGUGAUACAAACUACAGCCCCAAGUCCUUUUACUAGUAAAAAUACUACAACACUAAGAUCUCUACCAACUUCCACAACCAUGCCAGCAGUUGGUCCUUCAAAUGUGAUGUGCAGUGACACUAGCAUGAUGGUAACGCUACCCAAGGCCUUACCCGAUAGUAUCAAAAUAAUUGAUAAAUUUCAUCAAGUAGUAGCUGUGGUAAAUGCUCCAGUAAGCUGUGGGUACAAGGUUGUGAUAGGUUUCGUACAUCUUGUGUUCAUAACUUCCUAUACAGCUUGUGAUAUACGCAUUGUGGAUGGCUUCUAUGUGCUGACUAUGUAUUAUACAACUGAAAAUGGGCAGCAAAUGAAGGUGCAUAUGAAGUGUCCCACCUCUUCUGGAGAUGCUGGGCUAUCUACAACCAUCCCUCCUACUAAUGUAGUGAAAAGUACACCCAGUGCACCUCCUGUUACCUGCAACUUCUUCGCAAUGAGUGUGAUGCUUCCUGAAGGAUCUCCGACAGAUGUGCUUAUUCUAGAUAAUCGAAAUGAAGCCGUGCCAGUUAACCAGCUUCCUUCAAGGUGUGGUUAUGUGCUUAGAAGAAAACCUGGAGGCCUCCUCCUGACUGCACAAUACACAUCUUGUGAUGUCCGAAUUAAGAAUCAAUUCUACAUGCUGAGUGUGCUGUAUACACCUUCUGGUGGAGUUGAAACAUCUGUGACCAUGCAAUGCCCAGUCAUUCAACCACCAACAACCAUGUCAACCACUACAACCAUGCCAGUGACGCCCAGUAUCCCUUUAGUGAUUUGCCAAGAAUUCACCAUGGAAGCGAUAUUGCCUGCUGGGUUGCUUAGUCAGGUUAAAAUAACAGAUUUCUUCAAUCAAAGUAUGGCUGUGAACCAGGCUCCAAAUGAGUGUGGCUAUACACUAAGAAAAGCGGGUGGAAAGAUUGUUUUCAGCACUCCAUAUGAUGCAUGUGAUGUGUAUAUUAAGUAUAACCAGUACAUCUUGACUGUGCUAUACCAACCUUAUGGACAUUCCCAGAAGUCUGUGACCAUGAGCUGUCCAGUUGUUGAGCCAACACAACCCACCACCACCACCACUACUACUACCACAAAGCCUACAACCUCCAUUGCACCACCCAAAACACUUUGCAGAGGGUCUAGCAUGAUGGUGGUUCUACCAGGCGGUGCCCCAGAAAAUGUUAAAAUAAUAGAUAAACUUCACAGAGAGGUACCUGUCAUCACUGCACCCAAAAGCUGUGGCUACACACUUGUUAAACAAUACAAGCAACUGGUCUUUGCCUCCUUAUAUACGGCAUGUGAUGUCCAAAUAAAGACUGUGUCCUUCCAGGGUGGCUUUUAUGUUCUUCUUGUGGUCUAUACAACUCCAAAUGGUGUGAAAAUGAAGGUUCAUAUGAAGUGUCCUACUACUGGAUCCCUUUUUCCAACUACACUAGCUCCAACAACAAGGAGCAUUUGGACCACACCUAGUGCUCCUAUUCUGAUCUGCAAAGCUUCAAACAUGAUGGUGUUGCUUCCAAUGGGCUCCAUAAAUGAUGUCAAAGUAAUAGUUGAAAAAAAUGAGGCAUUGCCUGUGGUUCAGGCUCCUAGAGACUGUGGGUACUUACUGGAGAAAAGGCCAAUCAAUCUUGCGUUUUCUGCCCUUUAUACCUCCUGCAACAUAAGAAUUUUGAGAAAUCAUUACGUUCUGAAUGUACUGUACUCACCUGAUGGUGGUAUGGAGAUGUCUGUGACCAUGAGAUGCCCAAUCAAAGUACCUACAACUACUAAAAUGCCAUCUAGCACCAGUACACUUUCCACAAAGGGUUUUACUCCCAUUGUAAUCUGUCGCAGUUCUAGUAUGAUGGUCACUUUGCCUGAUGGCUCUCCACAGUCUGUCGGUGUCUUGGAUGCUCUUGGUGAGCAAGUGGCUGUGACCCAACAACCUUCAAGCUGUGGAUAUACACUGAUAAAAACCCGAGGAAACCUGCAGUUCACUGCCCUUUAUAAAGCUUGUGAUGUGCAGAUCAUAGGUGGCUCAUAUGUUCUUGACAUCAUGUACCAGCCUUCAAGUGGGCCAGAAAUAGCUGUCCAGAUGGAAUGCCCAACUACCUUUGGGGAUGGGCUGACUACGAUCACUACUAUGCCGUCCAGAACCACAAUAUUCACUGUCUCUAUAAAACCUACUGUGAUUUGCAGCUCUACCAGCAUGACGGCAAUGCUUCCAGAUGGCUCUCUUGAUGAUGUUCAGAUAAUAGAUCUUGCUCAUGAGGUGGUUCCUGUAACACUGACGCCACAAGGAUGUGGAUACGCCUUAGAAAGAAAGCGAGGAUCGCUCUUCUUUUUUGUUAAAUACACAGCAUGUGACAUCAAUAUCUUGAACAAUAAUUAUGUCUUGACUGUGCUGUACAAACCAGCUGGAGGGUCUAUAAUGUCUUUGACAAUGAGUUGCCCAGUUGGUGUCCAGAUGACAACUAUGACCACUACCCUUUCCAAGCCGUAUACCCCAAGCCCUCCUGUGACCUGUGGAGAGUCUAGCAUGAGUGUGACCUUACCUUAUGGACCUCUAGAUCAGGUGAAAAUAGUGUCUUUCAAUGAAACCGUUGCUGUAUACCAGGCCCUUCCAGAGUGUGGCUACAUUUUAAGGAGAGUUGGGAGAAAGAUGGUCUUGAAAGUACCCUAUGAUGCAUGUGACGUUUAUAUAUGGCACAAUACUUAUAUUGUGACAGUGCUAUAUGUGCCUGCUCAUGGGGUUCAGAGCCCUGUAACCAUGAGAUGUCCAGUAAUUAAACCAUCUCCUCCAACAAUCGCAACGUCCACUAGGAUAACCACACAUAUCCUUUCAAGUGCUGUGAUUUGCAGAGGCUUAGACAUGAUGACUAACCUACCUGAUGGUCAUUUGGAAGAGGUUCAUGUAAUUGAUAAACAUUACAAGGAAGUGGCAGUAGUUACUCGUCCUAAAAGUUGUGGCUACACACUGGUGAAAAGAAACCAUCAACUGUCCUUCACUGCACUAUACAAAUCUUGUGAUGUCAGAAUUUCUGGUGGCUUCUACUUGCUUAUGGUCAUUUACAAGCAUAGAAGCGGUUCACAAAUGAGAGUGCAAAUGAGGUGCUCAACAACUGGUGCAGAUUUGCCAGAAGCUACCACGACCGCAACAUCUGCAAUCAAGCCUUUGCCUCUCCCUAUAGCUUGUAAAUCUUUGAGCAUGAUGGUGGAGCUUCCUGUUGAAUCACUCCAGGAUAUUCUGUUAAUUGGUGAUUCUGAACAAAUUCCAGUUGUGCAAGUCCCAAGAGCUUGUGGGUACACACUGAUUAAAGCUCUUGGCCAUGUGACUUUUUCCAUACCCUACAAAGGCUGUCAUGUUAAUCUUCAGGGUGGCCAUUAUGUUCUGGAAGUACUCUACAAACCUGCUGGUGGGAUGUGGAAGUCUUUGACAAUACGUUGUCCUACUCAAGAUCUUCCCGUAACGACCACAGCCUUUCCAGCUUCUCUGCCUAAAGUGAUUUGUGGAUCCUCUGGUAUGAGGGUCCUAUUGCCUAAUGGUUCUGCAGAAGAUGUUAAAGUUCUUGAUAAAAACUUGCAGAAAGUGCCAGCCAUUGCUGCUCCUGAACACUGUGGCUAUGCUGUGCAGAAGGGUCCCAACUAUGUCUCCUUUAGUGCACUCUACACUGCCUGUGAUAUGUCCAUUGUGCACCACCAUUACAUACUGACUGUCUACUAUAAGACUGCUAGAGGAACCUCCAUGGUUGUGGAUAUGAAAUGUCCCCUUCUCUUUACACCAAGCACACCGGUCACUGUAAAGCCUGAGACUCCUCCAGUAAUGUGCCACAAGUCUGCAAUGAGUGUAAGGCUGCCUACUGCCUCUGUGCAACUUGUGAAGAUCCUAGACAAAGUAGGUAAAGAAGUAUCGGUGGUCAGCCUGGCAAGUAAAUGUGGAUAUCAUCUAGUCAAAGAGAAGGAUAUCUAUUUCAGUGUCCCUUAUACAGCCUGUGAUGUCAAGAUAUUGGAUCACCAUUAUGUGCUAACCGUGAUCUACACCUCCUUUGCUGGGCACAGGACGAUGAUCCACUUGAGGUGUCCUGUUCCUGCACCCUCUCCAAUUGAAGCUGGAGUGUCUUGUUUGGAGGACUGUAUGUCCAUUGAGCUGCCAUUGGGUCCUCUUAAUGAAGUCAAAGUAGUUGAUUCCUUUAACAGCUUGGUAGUAGUGGUUAGCCAAGCUCCCAAAUCUUGUGGGUUUAGCCUGGUGGAGGAAGCUACAAAGCUAGUCUUUUCUGCUGCUUAUAAAGGGUGUCAUGUCAAGACUGUGAGUAAACAUUAUGAGCUAACGAUUGUUCAUCAGACCAGUACUGGAGAAAAGCUGAAAAGGCACAUGAUGUGCCCUGUACAGAGGAUUGUGGCUCAUCAAGGCUGCAACCUACCAAGGAAUAAACAAGUGACCUGUGGUCCUCCUGGUGCUAAACCCCACUCCUGCUUGGCUAAUGGAUGUUGUGUGGAUGAAGAAACGUCACACUGCUAUUACCCCAUGGAUACAUGCACAGCAGAUGGCCACUUUGUCUUUGCGGUUUAUCGCACUGCCAGUAAACCUGAAGUGGACCCGGCAACGUUGGUGGUUUCAGGCAACCAGUCUUGUCUCCCUGUGAUCUGCACUCCAGAAUUUGCCAUUUUUAAAUUCCCAGUGACUGGCUGUGGCACCUACGUCUUUGUCAUUGCUGAAACCACAAUUUAUGUGGCUGAAGUUCAAGGCCUAAUCAGACGCAAGCUACAAACGUAUGGACUGAUUACAAGAGACAGUCCAUUUCGUCUCCAGGUGGAAUGUCACUACUCCAAAGGAAGUCUGACUAGCACUGGCUACUUAGUGAUGAAUGUGUCUCCUCCUCCUGCUUCCAUUUCCUCUGGGCAACUUGGAGUUUCUUUAAGAAUUGCCAUAGAUGAAAGCUACUCUUCAUUUUACCCAUAUUCCCAGGUACCCCUUAGCUUUUUGUUGGGUAAGACCGUCUACCUGGAACUCCUACUUGUAAACCCACCUGAACCGAAUAUGGUGUUGCUGGUACAUUACUGCAUUGCAUACCCUCGUUCUUCAAUGAAUGCUUGGGUACUCAUCUAUGAAGGGUGUCCACGUAAUGAAUCUGCAGUCAAUUUGAUUCUAAAAGAUUUGGCGGGGUAUCCUUUGCCAAAAUAUAUCCGUCGCUUUAACCUCCAAACAUUUCAGUUUUUGGACCCCAGGACUUGGAAACACUUGGAUGAAGAGGUUUACUUUAUGUGCUCCACUGAAAUUUGCCCAGCAGCACCUCAUGCUUGCAAUGAAGGCUGCUUUGAUGGAAGAAUAAUGCCAAGCCCUGCUUCUGAUGCUUUAGAUAAACGCUGCUCAGGAAGUCUUUGUCCCAAAAGUGCCCACAUUGCCAAGAGAGCCAUUGAAGGGGCUGUAGCCAUGUCUGAAAAGCUAAACCCAGAGAACUUUCAUCUUUAUGGUAAUCCUUUUUACAAGCUGACCCUCCUAUUCUUAGGACUCCUCUGCUUGGUUGCUGCUGCUGCAGCCCUGUUAAUUAUCAGAAAUGCUAUGCAAGAUGUGCAUUAACUAAAUAAAGCCAAU